AUGACGGAUGAUAAAAUCAAAUUUGCUGUCCAUAAUUGUAUUAAAACAUAUGAAUUAACGUCGAAGUCUAAGAGAUUUUCUAAAUUGACCUUUGAAAAUGAAUCAAAGAUAACAAAGUCGAUUGAAUCGAAGCAUAAAGAAAAAGUUUUGGACAUUUUAUCUAAAAGAGAUCAUUAUAUUGGGAAGCUAAAUAAACUUCUAAAUGAUUCUAUUCCAGAUGAGGUAGAUCACAACAAGAAAGAUCAAGUCAGAGCUGUAGUAGAAGGACCAGACCCAAAGUACAUCACUAAUAGAUAUCAUGCGAAGCAAUAUAUCGUGAAUAACAUAUUGCCAAACAAAAAUAAAUUGCAAACAAUAGAACAAUUAAUAUUUAAGCAUUUCAAACUUCAAGACAGUUAUAAAGAGUCUCGAGAAACGAUUUUAAAGGAUCAUCAGGAUUCAAUUAAAAAUUUACGUCCAAAUACGAAAUUAUCAAAGCUAUCAAAUUUAAAUGAACAGAUUAAAGAUCAUAGCGUAAAUAACGAAAAAAUUAAGCUAAAUAAUGAAUUGGAGGCUUUAGAUGAUAAAAUCAUAUUUAAUUCAAAACAGUAUAGUAUUGAAACAUUCGAAACAUUGCAGAGUUUAAAGGUACCUUAUUUCUACAUCGAUGAGUUGUUCAAAUACCCACAGCUAGCGGAUGAUAGGAUUUACGUUUUAGACUUGUUAGUUAAAUUGAUAACUAAGGAUUCUAUUAAUAAAUAA
Debaryomyces fabryi is the source of this 741-nucleotide messenger RNA. RefSeq lists its product as uncharacterized. Lineage: Eukaryota; Fungi; Ascomycota; Pichiomycetes; Serinales; Debaryomycetaceae. Bases 1 to 741 code for a protein of 246 amino acids. The transcript has a single exon. The record is from RefSeq and is a predicted model, not a curated record.